Molecule: messenger RNA, 1303 nt
Organism: Somion occarium
Lineage: Eukaryota; Fungi; Basidiomycota; Agaricomycetes; Polyporales; Cerrenaceae
Source: the annotation of a GenBank genome assembly
ACCUCGGCUCUUGCCGGCGGAUGACCAAAUCGCCGCCUCACCUCAAGUUGAACUUCAGUUUCGUUCUAGCGGACAUUAUACUCUCUCCUUCUCUCGCUUUAUCCUGCUCUUUUCCGCUCUGCGCUCUACCUGCUUUCUAAUACUCGGAUAUAUACUACCAUGAGUGUCUCACCUGCGGUCAUGCGCCGACUUAUGCGCGAAUUGGCAGAGAUGCAGACGAAUCCACCAGAAGGCAUUCGGGUGGUCAGCAGUGAGGAUAACAUGUUGGACGUGACUGGAAUCAUUGAGGGACCUGAGGGAACACCAUAUGCUGGUGGUUACUUCAAGGUCAAGUUCAAGUUCACCGAAGAGUUCCCAGCGGCACCUCCGAAAUGUUGGUUCGCUACAAAGAUCUUCCAUCCAAACGUCUCUUCAGCAGGCGAAAUUUGUGUCAAUACCCUUAAGAAAGACUGGCAGUCAUCAUAUGGCAUUGGACAUAUAUUAGUGACUGUGAAAUGCCUGCUAAUCUACCCCAACCCUGAGUCUGCUCUUGAUGAGGAGGCGGGCAAGUUACUUCUGGAAGACUAUAACAGCUAUUGUGAUCGAGCGAAAUUGAUCACUAGCGUACAUGCGACGCCAAAGACUCGACCACCAGAAUUCGACACUCCCGCCUUGUCGCACUCAGCCUCAGAUUCAAUUCCAUCCACAAAACCAACAGCGUCAAAACCACCACCGACAGACCCAAUCGUGCCUUUCCUCACACCAUCCAUGCUAAAAACGCUUCCAGUCGCUACACCACCCGUCUCUUCAACUCCUCUUCAAUUCUCUGCAUCCAACACGCUCUCGAAUUCCGACUCAGCCUCCUCACUCUCAUCCGAGAAGAGCGCAACACGUCUCACGUCGCCAUCACCACUGGGUCCUGGAGACUCGACCUCGAACGUUGCUGCGAACACAAAUAGUACCAGAGUUGCCGUGACAGCGUCUAGUAAAGCUGUCAAGCGUGGCGCGGCACCUGGUGGUGGAGGGAUGGAGAAACGUAAAAAGGCUUUGAAGCGGCUAUAACGCAAGGCCUAUGGUUUUUGCUCCAAUCGUCAGUUUUGGUGCUUGGGGAUGAUUGUUCUGUCUACCUCGUUAGGGGUAUAUAUGUGUAUCGGUGUUGGAACAUUUGUCAAUACUAUCCUGGUAGGUUUCAUGUAUCCGUGGAUCUUUUGUACCGUGCUUUGCUGUCCUGUUUUUCUGCUUCGUCAUCUGUAUAAUUACACAUCGCUUUUCUGUCUUUAGUUGCCUUCAUCCUUCCCCUUGUCACGGUCACGAUAAGUCACAC